AUGGUUAACUUCACGAUCGACGAGAUCCGGCAGCUUAUGGACAAGCCUACCAAUGUCCGUAACAUGUCCGUUAUUGCCCACGUCGACCACGGCAAGUCUACCCUGACCGACUCUCUUCUCGCCAAGGCCGGUAUCAUUUCCACCGCCAAGGCUGGUGAUGCCCGAGCCACAGAUACUCGCGCCGAUGAACAGGAACGUGGUAUCACCAUCAAGUCUACUGCCAUCUCCCUGUAUGGUCAGCUUGGCGAGGAUGACGACGUUGCCGACAUUGUUGGCCAAAAGACCGACGGAAAGGACUUCUUGAUCAACCUCAUUGAUUCUCCCGGUCACGUUGAUUUCUCUUCUGAGGUUACCGCUGCUCUCCGUGUCACUGAUGGUGCUCUUGUUGUCGUCGACACCGUCGAGGGUGUCUGUGUCCAGACCGAGACUGUCCUCCGACAGGCCCUCGGUGAGCGCAUCAAGCCCGUCAUCAUCAUCAACAAGGUCGACCGUGCUCUUCUCGAGCUUCAGGUCUCAAAGGAGGAUCUGUACCAGUCCUUCUCCCGAACUAUCGAGUCCGUCAACGUCAUCAUUUCUACCUACCUUGACAAGUCUAUUGGUGACAUCCAGGUCUACCCCGAUAAGGGUACCGUUGCCUUCGGUUCCGGUCUGCACGGCUGGGCUUUCACCGUCCGACAGUUCGCUGUCCGAUACGCCAAGAAGUUCGGUGUUGACAAGAACAAGAUGAUGGAGCGUCUCUGGGGCGACAACUACUUCAACCCCAAGACCAAGAAGUGGACCAAGAACGGCACCUAUGAGGGUAAGCAGCUCGAGCGUGCCUUCAACCAGUUCAUCCUCGACCCCAUCUUCAAGAUCUUCUCCGCUGUUAUGAACUUCAAGAAGGAGGAGACCGCCACUCUCCUCGAGAAGCUCAACCUUAAGCUUCCCGCUGAGGACCGUGAGAAGGAGGGCAAGCAGCUCCUCAAGGCUGUCAUGCGAACUUUCCUUCCCGCUGCCGACUCUCUCCUCGAGAUGAUGAUUCUGCACCUUCCUUCUCCCGCCACUGCCCAGAAGUACCGUGCUGAGACUCUGUACGAGGGUCCCCCCGAUGACGAGGCCGCCAUUGGUAUCCGUGACUGUGACCCCAAGGGUCCUCUUAUGCUUUACGUCUCCAAGAUGGUGCCCACCUCCGAUAAGGGUCGAUUCUACGCCUUCGGCCGUGUCUUCUCCGGUACCGUCCGAUCCGGUCUUAAGGUCCGCAUCCAGGGUCCCAACUACGUCCCUGGCAAGAAGGAGGAUCUCUUCAUCAAGGCUAUCCAGCGUACUGUCCUGAUGAUGGGUGGCAAGGUCGAGCCUAUUGACGACAUGCCUGCCGGUAACAUUGUCGGUCUGGUCGGUAUCGAUCAGUUCCUUCUCAAGUCUGGUACCCUCACCACCAGCGAGACCGCCCACAACCUCAAGGUCAUGAAGUUCUCCGUCUCCCCUGUCGUCCAGCGUUCCGUCCAGGUCAAGAACGCUCAGGAUCUCCCCAAGCUUGUUGAGGGUCUCAAGCGUCUCUCCAAGUCCGAUCCUUGUGUGUUGACCAUGACCUCCGAGUCUGGUGAGCACGUUGUCGCCGGUGCCGGUGAGCUCCAUCUCGAGAUUUGCCUCAAGGAUCUUGAGGAGGAUCACGCCGGUGUUCCCCUGAUCAUCUCCGACCCCGUCGUCCAGUACCGUGAGACCGUUACUGCCAAGUCCAGCAUUACUGCUCUGUCCAAGUCUCCCAACAAGCACAACCGUCUGUACAUGGUUGCUGAGCCUAUCGAGGAGGAGCUCUCUCUUGCCAUCGAGUCUGGCAAGGUCAGCGCCCGUGACGAUUUCAAGGCCCGUGCCCGUGUCCUCGCUGACGACUUCGGCUGGGAUGUCACCGACGCCCGAAAGAUCUGGACCUUCGGUCCUGACGGCACUGGUGCUAACCUGUUGGUCGACCAGACCAAAGCCGUUCAGUACCUCAACGAAAUCAAGGAUUCCGUUGUCUCCGGUUUCCAGUGGGCCACCCGUGAGGGUCCCGUUGCUGAGGAGCCCAUGCGAUCUUGUCGCUUCAACAUCCUCGAUGUUACCCUCCACGCUGAUGCCAUUCACCGUGGUGGUGGUCAGAUCAUUCCUACUGCCCGCCGUGUCCUGUACGCCGCCUCUCUUCUCGCCGAGCCCGCUCUUCUCGAGCCCGUGUACCUUGUCGAGAUUCAGGUCCCUGAGCAGGCCAUGGGUGGUGUUUACGGUGUCCUUACCCGACGACGUGGUCACGUCUUCAGCGAGGAGCAGCGACCUGGUACUCCUCUGUUCAACAUCAAGGCCUACCUCCCCAUUCUCGAGUCUUUCGGCUUCAACGGAGAUCUCCGACAGGCCACCUCCGGACAGGCUUUCCCCCAGUCCGUCUUCGACCACUGGCAGAUCCUCCCCGGUGGCUCUCCCCUCGAUUCCACCACCAAGGUCGGACAAAUCGUCACCACCAUGCGAAAGCGCAAGGGUGUCAAGGAGCUCGUUCCUGGUGUCGAGAACUACUACGACAAGCUGUAA
Molecule: messenger RNA, 2535 nt
Organism: Fusarium musae
Lineage: Eukaryota; Fungi; Ascomycota; Sordariomycetes; Hypocreales; Nectriaceae
Gene: COT3
Product: Elongation factor 2
Exons: 3
Coding region: 1-2535 (844 amino acids)
Biological process (GO): translational elongation
Cellular component (GO): cytosol; ribonucleoprotein complex
Molecular function (GO): GTPase activity; ribosome binding; translation elongation factor activity
Source: RefSeq, a predicted model, not a curated record